This is a messenger RNA of Punica granatum (pomegranate), 2099 nucleotides long. NCBI's taxonomy places the organism in Eukaryota, Viridiplantae, Streptophyta, Magnoliopsida, Myrtales, Lythraceae. The record is from RefSeq and is a predicted model, not a curated record.
CUCCGACCGGGCGCGCGGCUUCCCUCUCCCUCGCUCUCUCUCUCUCACUUCACCCUCUGUUUCUCUCUCUCUCUCUCUCUUCUCUCUCUCUCUAGAGACAGCCCAGCCAUGGCAAUUUCAAUGAUACCUUCUCAAACCCUUAACAUGAUGAGCAGGAGCGGGAGCUUCAAAUGCCGGACCAUGUCGCCAUUGAACUCUCUUAUCAGAACAAACAGCAUCACUUCCCGAACCAUAAGCUGUACGGCCAGUACAAUCACCACAUCCACCGACUCAACUCGGCUCCACCUCGCCAACCUCGAGAAGCUCCUCCAGAAACCGUCACCUGCUCCGAUUGCCCAGCCGCCACAGACGCCGAUCAAAGGUUCUGACAAGAGCAGCGAUCGGGCUUCGUUCUUGGAAAAGAGAGUCGGAAUAGGACUGCUCGAAGGGCUCAAUUUGGCCCGGAUUUGGCCAGGUGAGGGGGCUGCGGCGGCGGCGGCCGAGGAGAUGUCGCCCCGCCACCUCGUUCGCCUCCAGCGGCUCCUCUCGAUGACCCAGGAACACUCCCCCAGGAACCACCUCGGAAGCCGGUGGCGGGAGUACCACGGGAGCAACGACUGGGCCGGCAUGCUCGACCCGCUCGACGAGAACCUUCGUCGGGAGGUCGUCAAGUACGGGGAGCUCGUCCAGGCCGCCUACCAGGGGUUUCAUUCAGACCCCGCCAUGCCGGAAAUGGCCCCGCCAGAGCGCCACAUGGCUCUCCCCGACCGGUCGUACAGGGUCACUAAGAGUCUGUACGCCACGUCCUCCAUCGGGCUGCCAAAGUGGGUGGAUGACGUGGCGCCCGACCUGGAAUGGAUGACCCAGCGAUCCAGCUGGAUCGGGUACGUGGCGGUGUGUGAUGAUCGGAGGGAGAUACAGAGAAUGGGACGGAGGGACAUUGUUAUCGCCCUGCGAGGCACCGCGACGUGCCUCGAGUGGGCCGAGAAUUUACGGGCCCAACAAGUUCCGAUAGCCGAUAAUGGCGAUAAUGACGGAAAUGUCCAGGCAGGCCAAUUGCAACCAAAGGUGCAAACCGGGUUCCUGAGCUUGUACAAAACACGUGGAGCCUAUGUGUCUAGCCUGGCCGAGUCUGUGGUGGAGGAGGUGAAGGGGUUGAUGGAACAGUACAAGGGCGAGACCUUGAGCAUUACGGUCACCGGACACAGUCUCGGUGCAGCCUUGGCCCUGUUGGUGGCCGACGAGCUGAGCACAUGUGCCCCGGAUGUGCCACCUGUAGCUGUCUUCUCCUUCGGUGGACCUCGCGUGGGCAAUGAGGCAUUUGCAGAUAGAGUUGGUGCGAAAAAUGUGAAGGUCCUACGAAUCGUGAACAAUCAGGACCUCAUCACCCGAGUACCGGGGCCCCUCCUCAGCGGUGAGCUCGAGCAGAAGCUAAGGUCUACCAGAGUCGCGGAGGAAUAUUGGGACUACUCCCACGUGGGGACUGAGAUGAAGGUGGAAACAAAGAUGUCCCCGUACUUGAAACCCGAUGCGGACAUCGCAUGCUGCCACGACUUGGAGGCCUAUCUUCAUUUGGUGGAUGGGUUCUCGUCGUCGGAGUGUCCGUUUCGACCAAAUGCCAAGAGGAGCCUACUCAAGUUGCUCCACGAGCAAGGAUCCAACAUGAAGAGGCUGUACAUCAGGAAGGCCAAGACCUUGACCCUAAACCUCGAGACCGAAAGACAGGCGAUGUUCAUGUCCAGCUGUCUACCGAGUCCAUCUUAAAUAACACAAAAUUCAGUAGAUUCAUCGUACAUAUAAUGUUCAGGUCACAUGUAAAUAGUUCGUGGCCAAAAUCAGAAUCUCGAGACAGAAAAUCCAUCGAUGUCCGAUUCUGCCCCGAAAAAGGACAAAUCAAAUGAAUCAAGAGUGAUGCAUCCACGCGGUCAUGUGUAAAUUGUGAAAAAUGAAUUCACUGCAUGUGAAUAUGAUGUCCCUGUGGGAAAAAGAGAAAUUGAUGGUUCAUUUGUUCCUUGUUAUUUUGCUUUUUUUCCCUUCAAAAGUUGAUGGUGAUGGAUUGUACAUAAUCCUCCGUAUGGAGCAGUCAGUUGGUGCAAGUGCAACUUGGCCUUUACACGUCA